AUGGUUAUCCUCGCUGACUGGGAGGGAAAACAGUAUCUCUUCGUCUAUGGAGUUUUCGGCGUCCAGCAUGGUAUUUCUCUGAACGACAGCAAGAAGGCCAUCAUUGAUGAGCUACACAGGCUUUUGACUGCAUCAGCAGGACAAGUGGAUAUGCUCGUUGACGAGAGCCAUGAUCUUGAAGCUGAACAUAAGCCACAUACCACGACCUUUGUCACUUACUGGCUCGACGUCAAAACAUACGAGUCGUGGGCUGCUUCAAGCCUUGUGCAACAUUUCUGGACCAAUCUCGCCGAUGAUGCUGGAGUCUGGCGCGAAAUUAUGACGGUCCCGACUUCGCGAUACAUGUAUGCUGCCAACCAAGAUCUUCGCUGGGGUCUCACAAGUCUCAUCGACAACCUGCGAGCAAGUGAUGACGAGGGCUACUGGGGCGUUUAUCGGCAUAGGAUCGGGUCCAAAGAUGACACGUUCACAUCGCCCUACGUGACAGCCUCGAAAGUGAAGAAUGCUCUGAACAGUCGCAUCCUCGACAUUCCAGCGACGGGUCCACGAAAUUCGAAUGAAGUUAGACUUGGCCGUGUGCGCGUAGAUGGCGUCCCUAACAACAUCUGCUUUGUUCGAGAAGGACAACGCCAGCCAAACGUUGCUCAAGAGGAGCUAGAUCUCUGGCUCGAGAAAGUCUCGCCACACGCGAAAUUCUGGAUUGAACACCUUGAUUCGCAUCGUGAGAAGAACGGUGUGCUUGCAUUUUCGACUCACGUCAGCCAGCAAUCGAAGCUGAACAAUUCCGAUGCUGCCGAGACCGAUCAGCUAGCAUAUUUUCUUGACCUUGCUCACUUUGNNGAAGCAUCCGGACGUGCUUUCAAAGGCCAUGUACAGCUGCGGAAGACUGUCAUGGAGCUGUAUGGUCCGGGUGGUCCCCUGGAGGGUAUCGGCAAGGCGGAAUUGUAUGUGGAGCUACUGAUCCUGAAGUCGAACGAGUUUCAAGCUGAGUAUAUCGGAUGUCUAGAAGGGACUGGACUGAUGUAUCUGCAAAAUGUUUAG
Molecule: messenger RNA, 1041 nt
Organism: Aureobasidium musti
Lineage: Eukaryota; Fungi; Ascomycota; Dothideomycetes; Dothideales; Saccotheciaceae
Source: the annotation of a GenBank genome assembly